This is a messenger RNA of Dichotomopilus funicola, 1506 nucleotides long. Its product is annotated as glycosyl transferase. Bases 1 to 1506 code for a protein of 501 amino acids. The record is from RefSeq and is a predicted model, not a curated record. NCBI's taxonomy places the organism in Eukaryota, Fungi, Ascomycota, Sordariomycetes, Sordariales, Chaetomiaceae. Gene Ontology annotation, cellular component: endoplasmic reticulum membrane. Gene Ontology annotation, molecular function: dolichyl pyrophosphate Glc1Man9GlcNAc2 alpha-1,3-glucosyltransferase activity. Gene Ontology annotation, biological process: protein N-linked glycosylation. The transcript has 3 exons.
AUGACCGAGCUCUACCCCUCCCUUUCGCAGUGCGCGCUUGUCGCCGCGGCACUUAAGAUUCUGUUGUUCCCGGCCUACAAAUCGACCGAUUUUGAGGUACACCGCAACUGGCUUGCCAUCACCAACACCUUACCGCUAUGGGAGUGGUACUACGAAAAGUCGUCAGAAUGGACGCUCGACUACCCGCCGUUCUUCGCCUAUUUCGAGUGGAUCAUGUCGCAGGUCGCCAAGCUGGUUGACCCGGCCAUGCUCAAGGUGUACAACCUGGACUAUGAAAGCUGGCAGACGGUAUACUUUCAGCGAUUCACCGUCAUCAUAUCGGAGCUGGUCCUGGUGUAUGCGCUGCAGAUGUUCAUCGACUCGUCACAUGGCGUGUCGAAACGCGCAGCGCAAACCGCCGCGAUCUCGAUCCUCCUCUCGCCCGGCCUUCUCAUCAUCGACCACAUCCACUUCCAGUACAACGGCGCCAUGUACGGCAUUCUGAUCGCCUCACUCGUGCUCGCCCGCAAGAAGUCGACGCUCCUCUGGAGCGGCCUCUUAUUCGCCGCGCUGCUGUGCAUGAAGCACAUCUACCUCUAUCUCGCGCCGGCCUACUUCGUCUUCCUCCUGCGCGCCUACUGCCUCUCGCCCAAAUCCCUCUUCCGCAUCCAGUUCCUCAACUGCGUCAAGCUGGCCGUCGGAAUCGCCGCCAUCUUCGGCACCGCGUUCGGGCCCUUCGCCCUCAAGGGCCAGAUCCCCCAGAUCCUCAGCCGGCUGUUCCCCUUCUCCCGCGGCCUCUGCCAUGCCUACUGGGCGCCCAACGUCUGGGCCAUGUACUCCUUCCUCGACCGCGCGCUGAUCAUCCUCGCGCCGCGUCUCGGCCUGACGGUGCGGGACGAGGCCUUGCAUAGCGUCACGCGCGGCUUGGUCGGCGAUACCGCGUUUGCCGUGCUUCCCGAUAUCACGCCGCGCGUGUGCUUUGCCCUGACGCUGCUGUUCCAGGCGAUCCCGCUCCUGAGGCUGUUCGCCCAGCCGACGUGGGAUAAUUUUAUUGGGGCGGUCACGCUGUGUGGCUAUGCCUCAUUUCUCUUUGGCUGGCACGUUCAUGAAAAGGCUGUGCUUCUGGUUAUCAUCCCGUUCAGCUUGCUGGCACUCAAGGACCGCCGGUAUCUGGGUGCGUUCCGCCCGCUGGCCGUCGCGGGUCACGUCUCGCUGUUUCCGCUGUUGUUUACACCGGCAGAAUUCCCGAUAAAGACGGUUUACACGGUGUUUUGGCUGGUGCUGUUCUUGAUGGCGUUUGAUCGGUUAGCACCGGCGUCAAACCGGCCGCGGUUUUUCCUGUUUGACCGCUUCAGCACGUUGUAUAUCACGGUCAGCAUCCCGUUGAUUGUGUACUGCUCGUUGGUGCAUGGCAUUGCGUUUGGGAAGAGUUAUGAGUUUCUGCCGUUGAUGUUUACGAGCUCGUACUCGGCGGUUGGGGUGGUGGGGAGUUGGGUUGGAUUUAUGGUUGUGUAUUUUACGUCAUAG